This is a messenger RNA of Eublepharis macularius, 2698 nucleotides long. RefSeq names its product prostaglandin E synthase 2 (gene PTGES2). The transcript has 7 exons. NCBI's taxonomy places the organism in Eukaryota, Metazoa, Chordata, Lepidosauria, Squamata, Eublepharidae. The record is from RefSeq and is a predicted model, not a curated record. Gene Ontology annotation, molecular function: prostaglandin-E synthase activity. Gene Ontology annotation, cellular component: mitochondrion. Bases 66 to 1181 code for a protein of 371 amino acids.
UGGCAAGCCCGCGCUGCGCUGUUGGUUGCCGGGCCUUGCCGCGCCGCUUUCCCUGCAACGCCAAGAUGGCCUGGGCGGGCAGCGGCUGGCGGCGCCUGGGGUGCCUCACAUGGCGGCUGGGCGGCGGCUCGGCCGGGCUCCCGGAGGCGAGGCGCGGGGCCCGGUGCGUGGCCUCCUUUGGAGCCAGGCGCGGCUUGCAGGGCUGGGCCGGGAAGCGGAGUCCGCUGCUGCUGGGGGCCGCCUUCGGGCUGGGGGGCACCCUCGGGCUGUACCAGUCCCUGCGGCAGAGCAUCCAAGGCCAGGAGCAGCAGGCGGAGCAGGAGGUCGCGCAGCUCCCGGAAGGCCACCUGCAGCUGACUCUCUACCAGUACAAGACCUGCCCGUUCUGCAGUAAAGUGCGAGCAUUCCUCGAUUAUCAUGGGCUGCCUUACAAAAUCGUGGAGGUGAAUCCGGUCAUGCGGAAGGAAAUCAAGUUCUCUUCUUACAGAAAGGUGCCCAUUCUUUUGGCCGACGCUGGAAGUGCCCUGCAAUUGAAUGACUCUUCGGUGAUCAUCAGUGCCCUUAAAACCUAUCUGAUUUCCAGGAAGAGUUUGGAUGAGAUUGUGUCCUAUUACCCUCCUAUGAAAGCCAUCAACGAACGGGGAAAAGAAGUGACGGAUUAUGGCAACAAAUACUGGCUCAUGCUGGAUGAGAAGGAAACGGUGCACCAUUACCCGAUCAAAGCUGCAAGGACGGAGGAGAUGAAAUGGCGGAAAUGGGUAGAUGAUUGGCUCGUGCACCUCAUCUCACCCAACGUUUAUCGUACGCCUGGCGAGGCCCUGGCCUCUUUUGAUUACAUUGUCCGCGAGGGCAAGUUUGGCACACUGGAAGGCUUCUUUGCCAAAUACGUUGGGGCUGCUGCUAUGUUCUUUAUCAGCAAGAGACUGAAGAGCAGGCACCAUCUGCAAGAUGAUGUCAGAGAAGACCUGUACAAAGCAGCCAAUGAUUGGGUAAAAGCCAUCGGCAAACAUCGAAUGUUCAUGGGGGGAUCCCAGCCGAACCUUGCUGACUUGGCUGUAUAUGGAGUCCUACGAGUCAUGGAGGGGCUGGAAGCAUUUGAUGACAUGAUGAUUCACACCAAAAUUCAGCCUUGGUACCGUCAUAUGGAGGCAGCCAUUGGGGAAGCCAGAGCUAUUAAUUGACAUCUUCCACUCAUGCAGAUGGGACUGAAACAGGCUAAGUGGAAUGCCUGGUGCAGCACUAAUAAAGGAUUUGGGGGAAGCCAGGAAAUGGUAGAAGUGUGGUUAACGGUUCAUAGGAAAUAUAAAAUUUUAGAGGCACACAAUAGAUGUUAUGCUUGGCAAGUGGAUUCUGAUUUCAAAUGGGUGUGGACUGCGCCUGUGAUUGUACAGACUGCUGUGAUGGCUGUUUUUGUUCUACUUAGAGAUUUGACUUCCAGUUCGGUUUCUGACUCGCCCUAAAUGGCUUCCUGCCUAUUUUAAAGUACGGUAAUGGCACAGAUAUAUGCCGAAAAAGAUCGAGGAAAUGGGCACUUGUCAGAAGAACCACCCUGUAUGAUGGAAAAGAGGUGAUAGCUAUAGAAGAAAUGCGCUUCCAGCUCUUCCGAAGUGGCUCAUCUUCUUUCUCUGGGAUGUGUACUGUUUAGUGAGCUUCUGUGUUACAUGCAUGCAGACCCAGUUACAGUAAUAUAAGUGGACAACAAAUACUUAUGAAAUCUGUCUUUGAAAAUGGAUUAGAUUUCAGGAAAUGUUCCUACUGACUAAAGCAAGAAUAUUCUGGAAAGAGUGAAAUCGAGUACACCCUACGCUCCUGAACUGCUACCCAGUGCAGGAAAGUCUUUUGGGUUGCAAAAUUCCUAUGUAACUGGGUGGAUGGGGCCAGAAUCCUUCCCCGGCAUACAUGAAGUUUGUAAUCUGUGACAAUGAUACUCUGCAUAUGUGUGAUUAUCACACAUUAUGAUACACAUGUAUAUGGAAGUUUGGUAAAACAUAUAGUACCCGUGAUUCUUACAUUUGGGAGUAAGUACACCUGACCACAGUGGAGUUUACUUUUAAACAAAUGUAAGAGGAUUGUGCUAUGGAUGAAACCUUGAAUGUCAGUGGGGCUACUGUAUGAAAAAUGGUUUCUUGAGGUUUUUUAGCCUUCCGUGACUAGUGAUAAAAGUUGGGUUGACUUGCAAGUAAAAAACACUUCCACUGAAGGUAAUGGGAUUGCUUCAUUGUAUAUGACCAGAUGACUGCAGCUGAAGUUACAUCUGCAUUUGCUCUUCAGCUGGCUUAGUGCAAAAUUCAGAAGUGAAUUUUAUGUGUCCCCCCCCCCCUUUUUCCCCCCCAAAGUCAUUCGCCUACAUUCACUAUUGGGAAACAAGUACUGCUGAAAUCAAAGAUUUGAUUCCAUGCUAAUAUGCUGGGUUAUGGCAUGUUAGGAUGGAACUUUCCCUCUUGAGCUAAUUCCUGCCGGGGACAAUUGUCACAGACACAACCAGUUUGGGAAGCCAUAGACUGAUGUAUGCAUUGCCAGUUCCUCAGGCAGAAUUUUGCACUCUCUGAAAGGAAGAUGCCCCCCCUCUGUUUUCCUUUUCUUCCAUAGACGGCUUGCAGUGUAGUGAGCUGAUCGUGCAAAGAUAUCAGGGAUCCAGCCCGCUGUGUAUUUUUCUCUAGGCUUGAGAGGAAGAAACGAUAUUUGCAAUAAAGUAAAU